AUGUCGUACAACGGAAUUGGAUUGCAAACUCCUCGUGGGUCAGGGACAAAUGGUUAUGUGAUGCGUAAUUUGUCGAACGUAAAGCGAUAUAACAAUACUGGAACCAAAAAGAUGCACGAGUAUGAUGAAAAGACGCUAACGAAACGAAGAAUCGACCCAGAAAUAAGCAAACAUGAGCGUCGGCGGCAAAUUGAAUCGAAAGUGUUGUUGUUUCGAGAGGAAUUGCUAGCACAUACGGAGCCCCAACAGACUCGGUAUCCCGAGGAAGAGGAUAUAGAGAGAAAAGAGGUAGAAGAAGAAGAAAGAGGAAAAAGAGAUGAAAAUAUUGAAGCGUUAGUGCAGGAAUAUCGUGAAAAAUUGUGGAAAGAAUCCGAAGAAGAAGAUCGGUACCAUGAGAAAAACAACUUCGAGUCCCUGAUGCACGAUGACGAUGAGGUUUCAGGUUCCCGCGGUCGGAAUGACUACCAUGGACACGAAAGGAAGAAUCAAAAAUACAAAGGAAGACUAGAAAGUAGAAGAGAUAUAAGUCCUAUGUCAGCCUCAAGAGGAUCGCAGAAUCGAAGACAUGGAGAUUCGUAUUAUCGAGGAAGAGAUCGAUAUGUGGACGAUGUGGAAAGGGACUACGAACCGGACAGGCGUUCUAGUCGAUCGGAACGUCCAAAGAGGGAAGAUUACGAUAGCUACUCAUCGUAUCGACCUCGUCGCCAUGCUCGUUCACGUUCCAAAUCUCGAUCUCCUUCACCAAGGAAUCAAUUGGACACAAGAGAGGAAAGAAAUUAUCACUUUCGCCGACCUUCCUUUCAAAACCGAGAAAGAUCACCACCUGAGCGAGGAGAACUUCAAGAGUCCAACUCUCCUAUUGAAUGA
Schizosaccharomyces osmophilus is the source of this 867-nucleotide messenger RNA. It is a transcript of the gene cwf21, whose product is annotated as complexed with Cdc5 protein Cwf21. The record is from RefSeq and is a predicted model, not a curated record. Lineage: Eukaryota; Fungi; Ascomycota; Schizosaccharomycetes; Schizosaccharomycetales; Schizosaccharomycetaceae. Bases 1 to 867 code for a protein of 288 amino acids. The transcript has 2 exons.